AUGACCCACGGUCAGGCCCAGGCUCCAGAUGUCCCCAGCGUACCCGUCAUAACCCGACCCGUAUGUAUCCGGGUCGAACCGCUCCGGGCUCAUGUAGGCGCAGGUGCCCACGGUCCUCUGCAUAACUUUACUCACCCCGAAAUCGGAAAUCUUGACCUCCAUCGCCCGAUUGACGAGUAUGUUGGAGGGCUUGAGGUCGCGGUGUAUGAUUUUGUGAGCGUGGAGGUACUCGAGGCCGCCGAGCACCUGGCGGCAGAUCUGGGCGAGGAGGCGCUCGGUGAAAACGACGUCGUUCUGUUUGAGGAGGGUGUCGAGGGUGCCGGCGUCCAUGUACUCCAUACAGAUGGCGAUGUCGCCGCCGGGGAGCUCUCAACUGCAUUAUCUAUCUCCUCUCAAAACAAAACACCAAUUCCUGAGGAAGUGCUGGCUGACCCUAACCCAGCAGAUAAGGAUAAAGCAGCUCUGAUGGAACUAGAAAACACUGAACCUUCCACACUCAUAACAAGGAAAUCCACUGGCCCUACAAAAACAUGGAAAAGAUUGGGAAGCAAGUCUGGCAGACUACUCAGGGAACCUGUCAUACCAAUUGUUUGUGGAAGGUUGAGGAAGCAGAUUGUACACUGGAGAACUCGGCUAGCCAAAAAUUUUGAAAAGUCCAGAGAUUUUGGGCCUUCCAAAUCCACCACAGCAAGAAGCAAUGUUCUGAAUUCUGUGGUCUGA
Messenger RNA from Striga asiatica, 720 nucleotides. The record is from the annotation of a GenBank genome assembly. NCBI's taxonomy places the organism in Eukaryota, Viridiplantae, Streptophyta, Magnoliopsida, Lamiales, Orobanchaceae.